CUUGCAUAUAGGAGCUGAGGGAGGUUCAAUUUCAAGCUCGGAGGGAAUGCUAACAGGAUAGACAAGGCUGAGCGAUUGCAAGCGACGUUCUCUGUUUGCUUUUGAGGCGUUCGCAAGACGAGGGAUUUUCAUUGGAGGGGGGGUUGUUGCUUGGGCCCAACAUGCCUCGCAAAGUGAGCGUUGCAGCAACUCAGUUUGCGUGUACCAGUGAUGAAGCUACUAACGUCCAGAAUGCUGAAAGGAUGAUUCGCGAAGCAGCCAAGAAAGGGGCACAAAUCAUCCUGAUCCAGGAGCUCUUUGAGAACCUUUACUUCUGUCAGCAUCAGAAGGAGGCUCUCUUCUCAUAUGCGAAGCCGAGGGAGGGGCAUCCGCUCCUUGCAAGGUUUGCGGCGCUCGCAAAAGAGCUGGCGGUGGUGUUGCCUGUGAGUUUCUUUGAGAGAGCGAACAACGCCCACUUCAAUUCAGUGGUGGUCAUUGACGCGGAUGGCACAGAACUUGGCCUCUAUAGAAAGACGCACAUACCCGAUGGCACAGGUUAUCAAGAAAAGUUCUACUUUAACCCUGGGGAUACAGGCUUCAAGGUCUUCAAGACAAAAUACGCUGACAUAGGAGUUGCGAUUUGCUGGGAUCAAUGGUUUCCUGAAGCGGCGCGGUCGAUGGCACUAAUGGGGGCGGAAAUUUUAUUUUAUCCGACGGCCAUCGGGACCGAGCCCCAGGACGCGACGAUCGACUCGCGGCACCACUGGCGGCGCGUUAUGCAGGGGCACGCGGGCGCAAACCUGGUACCCGUGGUCGCGUCAAACCGGAUAGGGAAGGAGGUGUUCAAGGACCCCGACAGCGAGAUCACCUUCUACGGCACGUCGUUUAUCGCAGGCCCAACUGGCGAGGUUGUUGUAGACGCUAACGACAAGGACGAAGCCGUCAUUGUUGCAUCCUUUGACCUGGACCAGAUUCGGGGGCAGCGCGCUGGCUGGGGUGUGUUCCGGGAUCGACGGCCAGAGAUGUACAAGCCGCUUCUUACUCUGGACGGGAGAAUCUGAUGUUGGCGGCUCUAUGUUCUGUUGUAAACGGCAUGAUGAAGAGCAUUCAUGGUGCACAAUUCGAGGUUCUCGUUGCCUUG
Klebsormidium nitens is the source of this 1120-nucleotide messenger RNA. Lineage: Eukaryota; Viridiplantae; Streptophyta; Klebsormidiophyceae; Klebsormidiales; Klebsormidiaceae. The record is from the annotation of a GenBank genome assembly.